AUAAGACUGGGAGUAGAAGGUAUAACGCUUAGCCUUGAAGAAAACAACGACAGCUAUAAUACUACUUGAGGAUUAGGAUAGGAAUAUAUGCUGGACGAUAUGAGGAACGGACAAAAAAAAUAUAAGAAGCACAGUGAUACGCUAGAGGAGAUAGGAAUAAAGAGACCCCCGGAUCCAACUACUACGUGCUUAUACCCCCAUGCAACUUAUACUGGAAACAUAUUGAGUGAAGGAGUCGAAAAGGCAACUAUAUGUCAACAAAUAAACAGAGUGGUGAAGGAACAUUUAAUGAUCAAGUCAUAAAUAGUAUUUAUUGCCAAUUGAAGUUUGGACUGAAUUUCACAUUUGUUCGAAUCGAUCAGUUAUUGGAAUGAACUGAUUGACGUGUGAUAACGUCGUUAAGUUUGAUUAAUCGCCAACGGAAAACAAUAUUCCAUUGGAUCAUCUUCUCUGUUCGGGAUCUCGGAUAAAACGUUGGACCCAUUUCCCGAUUUUGAAAGGGAAUGACAAUUAUUUGGGACAUUCAUGGAACGACUCGAAAAACCAACAAGUAACUAUAUCUCAUUGGACUUUGGAUCACGGUUAUCAUGUUAAGUGUAUGUCUUUCAGAAGCUGUAGAACAGGACAUGAUAACGACACCCUUGACGAUUUCACACGAACAGUUUAACAAUAGUUUAGAUAUCUUAACAUGAUAUUCGAUUUUGAAUUCGUUAUGAGUUUAAGGUUUACAAUGAAUUGCUUAUCUAUCGAUUGAGCCCGCUUGGGUCAAUGUAAGUGAUGGAGAAGUCAAAUUUUCACCAAAAAUAUUCAGGGACUGUUUUAAAUCGCCCACCUUCGAGUCGCAGAGUUGUCCCGAGGUCGUCAACAGUGCCAGAGGAUGACGAACACAACGCCGGGAAGCUAUACGACCAUGCCGUGGAACAGGAGGAGAAUUAUAAUGAUCAUAAUGAGUCCAGACCCGGGAGUAGAGCCUGCACCCCUAGAGAAGAUCGAAUCGGUAUCAUCAACCAAUAUCGAAAACCAUGGAUUCGACCUCAAACAGCAGGUUGCGUGACGACGUCGACGCAAAGAGAAAGACAGAUGGUUAAAUAUCGCCAAGGUCGGCCGAAGUCUAGCCCUGUCGCUCGACGUCAUCGAUCUCCUGAUCGAGACAAAUACGGUUACGCUAUAAAACGACCUGACAGUCUACCACCCAGAAGUCGACCUGGUAGUCGACUAAGCAGACGGACGUCGUCAUCCAUAUCAAGGAGACGAGACUCGAUCAUUGAUAGCGACGUUGAAGAGAUUAUUGGUAAGAGUAAAGGUAUUAGCCAAGAGUUACGAACUAUGACUGGACACAGAGACGGAAAUGACAAUGAUAUUGAAACAAAAAAUCAUGGUUGGACAAGGGAUUCUGAAUCUACAGACACCAAAGAUGACAAAACGGAUGAAAGACGCAUUCCAACAUUAACCACGAGAGCACGAAUGCACGUGUCCACUGAGGUCGAUGAUCGAUCAAACGAUGUCGAGAAAACAGAAAAUGACACACAGGUCGCAAUCACGACAACGAUCGUUGAACCAGAGGAAGAACCACGGGAUGAAACUUCCAAUAAAAUUGGUUACGAAAAUCGAAAACAGAGCGUUUUUGACGUGACUAUGAUGGCUGCUGGAGGAAUGGCUGGUGGUCGUGCACGGAGUCUUAGCUCUGCGUCAACUGAUGGGAGAAGCUCACCGUCGCUAUCCCGGCAUCACGGAGAGUCAGUCGCUCGUCGAGCACGGAAGGAGAGAUUGAAGCGAUUGACCCAAUAUAGGAAUACUCGCUUUAACAGACCAGCAGAAACGGCUAGGGAAAAGCUUCUUCGGGUUUGUAAAACAGUUCGAGUCAUAGCUGGGAUUUGUCUUGCCAUGAAAAGUUAUGUGAAAGACGAAGCAACUAAGCAAUGGUCUCUUCAUGAGAUGCAUCUGAAUCUGAGAGCUGAUCUAGAGCAGAAUCUUGCCUUUGAUCUCAUCAUGUUCUCGAAACUCAGAGUGACAAGAGGAUCGGAGAAACUGAAGAACAUUCUUUCUCUAAAACCAGAGCAGAGGACACGGGCAGAUAUUGAAGUGGUCUUGGCCCUCUUGAGGAAGAACAAAGCAUUCACAGAAUAUCAGCAGGAGACACAGGUCGCACUCGCAAAAUAUAUGGAAUAUUUGAGGUUCGAGCCUCGUCGGAUUGUGGUUAAAGAAGGUCACGUAGCCUCUGGUUUUUAUAUCAUUCUAUCUGGUACUUGUCUAGUGAAUCAGAAAGAGAAUGAUCCGAGGAAUGGAGAGACCUUUGUUAGGACCAUCACCCAGUUGACAACAGGGGAGUCAUUCGGAGAGUAUAGCCUACUACACAACACAGUUCGUUCAGCUAGCGUUGUCUGUAAGGAUGAAGUUGAAGUACUUCUCAUUAACAAAGACGAUUUUGAUAACAUCAUCAAGCGUCCUUUGGAGCAGAAGCGUGAUGAGUUGAUUGAAUUCUGUCAUUCUCAUGAUAUAUACAUCUCAGCUACUCAAGAAACACUCAAGAAUCAACCUAAAGCUAUUUAUACUAAAUUCUUCAAGCCAGGCAUUGUUAUCACUGAAGAUAUAAUGUCAAGCGAGUACAUCUACGUCGUCAAAGAGGGUAAAUGUACAGUUGUAGCUGAAAUUCGAGAGAUGACGCCCCUGCCUAGAAAAGGCCAGCUACCUGACAGGUAUUUCAUGCACGAUGAGAGCUGGAAGAAAGAUGCAGCUAUUAAAAGAAGUAUGGCCGUACUCUCUGCCGGUAAGCGUCGCAGUUGGUCGGCAGCUGCCAGGAAUAAAAUUUACCCACCUGAGAAAAAAGAAAAGAACUUCUUUUCUAUGAAUGCCAUGAAUGUCGAGGACACAAGUAACAAUUAUCUUGAAGACAGGAGAAAAUCUGUUCAGAUGGCCACAAAGGAAUCACCCAGAUAUCUACUAAAAGAUGACCAGAUGAUUACAACGAAGAAGAAAGAAACAGAAACUGAAAGUAAAUCGGUGGGACUACAAAGAACAUGGAAAAGAGUUACAAUGUCAGCAAACGCUCUUUCACAAAAGGAGGAGAAGAAGAAUCCAGUUGAGUAUGCUCCAUCCGGCAAAAUAAAGACAACAUUCGCAAGACUUGCAACAUUGAAAACAGGAAUGGCAUUCGGUAUCGAAUCACUUCUCCCAGGAACCCAGCCCGAGGCUAAACUAUGCCUGAUCAGUGAUGGAGCUGAAGUCAUUCUCGUAUCAAAGAGACUCUUCGCAAGCGAUGUGACAUCUACCACCCUUAAAACAGCAAGCAAGUUGGCGGUGGAUUACCCUUCAAUAGACUUUACAAGAGAGGUUUUAGAAGAAGCCAGGACAUGGGCUACAUAUAAGAACAGAGUCAUCAAAGAGAUAUACAGCAAGAAACUAGAGAAGAGACCUGUACAACCAAGGAGAUAAUGAAGAAUACAGAUAUAUAGAUAGAUAGAUACAAAUAGAUAGAUAUAUACACAGAUAGAUAGAUAGAUAGAUAUAUACAAAUAGAUAUACAGAUAGAUAUAUACACAGAUAGAUAGAUACACAGAUAGAUAGACAGACAGAUAGAUAGAUAUACAGAUAUAUAUACAAAUAGAUAUACAGCUAGAUAUAUACACAGACAAGAUAGAUAGAUAAAUAUAUAGAUAGACAGAUAGAUAGAUGAAUGAAAUUUCAACAUACACAGGAACAGAUAGAAAGGGACAUGAUGUAAAGAAAUUAUAUCACACAUCAAUAUUUUAUAUGGUGCAUUAAGGUAGGUAGAAUGAUGUUUAUAAAAAAGCUGAUGAUUGAUUGGUAGACAGGAUACAAAUGAUCAAAUAAAUGACUAGAAAUGUUUUAUUUUUAAUACUGUUGAAUAUUUGAAGCAUUGGUGUACCUGAUCAAUGGAAUCUCUUGCCAGAACACAGUGACAUUGUUUAUAACUAAAUGUUUAAAUCUUGCCCAAUCCCAGUGCUAUAAAGAACACAGAUUACCAGCUGUUAUGGGACAAAUAAUGUAAAUAGAAAUGUUUUUAUCAAGCAAAUCAUCUUUGACUGAUUUGAUAAAAUCAGUUGAAUAAGCUUUUGAGGUAAUGAGAUUUAUUGAAAGUAGUAAUUAAGGAAAAUGAAAAUGAUUUUGGACACGAAUACAUAUGCAUCUGAUAUAUCAUUUGAGGUAUUAUGCAAUUUAAGUAUGCAAAUUUUGUAGGAAAUGUAACGAUUUCAUAUAUCAAUACCAUCGAGCUCACUAUGUGUGUGGUUUACAAGUGUGAUUUUGGUGAAUGUUUUCCUUUUGAUUUCUUAUGCAAGGUUUUAAGUGCAAUUAUAUUGUCUUUCAAGAAAACUGAAUAAAAUCAAAGACUAUGCCUUUGGAAAAUAA
Messenger RNA from Lytechinus pictus (painted urchin), 4368 nucleotides. Its product is annotated as cGMP-dependent protein kinase-like. The coding region runs from base 778 to 3432 and encodes 884 amino acids. The record is from RefSeq and is a predicted model, not a curated record. NCBI's taxonomy places the organism in Eukaryota, Metazoa, Echinodermata, Echinoidea, Temnopleuroida, Toxopneustidae. The transcript is spliced from 18 exons.